Rosa chinensis is the source of this 3451-nucleotide messenger RNA. RefSeq names its product probable LRR receptor-like serine/threonine-protein kinase At3g47570. Gene Ontology annotation, molecular function: protein binding; ATP binding; protein kinase activity. The transcript has 3 exons. Bases 180 to 3302 code for a protein of 1040 amino acids. Gene Ontology annotation, biological process: protein phosphorylation. The record is from RefSeq and is a predicted model, not a curated record. NCBI's taxonomy places the organism in Eukaryota, Viridiplantae, Streptophyta, Magnoliopsida, Rosales, Rosaceae.
CCCAAUUUCCCAUUCUUUUGUCGCUGUCACCGCACACCAGACCAUCAAUUCCAUUCCCAUUUUCCUUUUCUGCCGAGAACCACCAAAGUCCACACCCACUUUAUAUAUUUUUUUUCUCCUCUCACUCCACCACCAAGCUCCAUCAAUUUCGGUAAAUUUAACACGAGUAGAUCAUCACCAUGUUGCAACAAGUAGUUGUUCUGGCGGUUCUUGUUAACAUUGUUUCAUCAACCUCCAUUAUCAACACCCUACCGGACUUCUCCGGUGACCUCCCCUUCAAACUCAAAACGAGCUCCAUGCAUUUGAAGUAUCCCUCAACCAUGGACAGCAAAAUGUUGGGAUUUGGAGGAAGGAAUAAUGAGACAGAUAGGCUGGCACUGCUUGCUAUUAAAGCUGAAAUACGGCAAGAUCCGAACGGGAUCAUGAGCUCCUGGAAUGACUCCAUUCACUUUUGCUUAUGGCAUGGUGUCGCCUGCAGUCAACGCCAUCUUCAGAGGGUAAUUAUACUGGACCUAAACUCCCUAGAGUUGGCCGGGACCAUAUCCCCACAAGUAGGAAAUCUAAGCUUCUUACAGAAUCUGGUUCUCUAUAAUAAUAGCUUUACUCAUGAAAUCCCUCCUGAAAUCGGACACCUGCGUAGAUUACGGGAACUGCGCCUAGACAACAACUCACUUACUGGCCCUAUUCCUUCCACCAUAUACUCCUGCUUCAACCUUAUCGAUCUCAUUGUCGGUAACAACAUGUUGAUUGGUGAAAUAUCUUCACAAAUCGGCUCUUUGCCCAAGCUUCAGCUACUUGUUUUGCAAUGGAAUAAUUUUACGGGAGAGAUACCUCCUACCUUGGGGAACCUUUCGUCUCUCGAGGUAUUUUCAGUUGUUGUCAAUAACUUUGUAGGAAGCAUUCCGAGUUCAGUCGGCCAAUUGAAAAAAUUGAGAAUGUUUUCAGUCGAUGCAAAUAGGUUGUCUGGCACCGUCCCUCCUUCCAUCUAUAACAUUUCUUCUCUUGAAAUUCUUUCGCUAGUGCAAAACAAAAUUCAAGGAAGUAUUCCCACAGACAUGGGGAAGACUCUUCCUAAUCUUAAGGUGUUCAGCCUUUUUGAGAACCAAUUUACUGGACCUAUCCCUCCGUCAAUUUCUAAUGCCACAAAUCUGGUGCAGUUUAAUAUUGCAAUUAACAGUCUAACAGGGCAGGUGCCGAAUUUGCAUAAACUUCAUAACCUGGGGGAUUUCAUUAUCUCAGUUAAUCAUCUUGGGAGAGGUAAGAAUGGUGACUUGAGUUUUCUUUCAGAGUUGACCAAUGCCACAGAUUUAAGGAGAUUAAUUAUAGGCGGUAACAGUUUUGGUGGGACGUUGCCCACAUCAAUAUCUAAUCUCUCAACCACGCUUCAAUUUUUGUGGGUCAACAUGAAUCAACUUCAUGGAAGCAUCCCAGCUGGGAUACAAAAUUUAGUCAACUUGGAGAUGUUGAUCUUGGAUGAUAACACUUUCACAGGUAACAUCCCAACUGAGAUCGGAAAGCUUUCACGGCUUGGGAGAUUGGAUCUUUUCAACAAUGAACUAUCAGGGGGCAUUCCGUCUUCUGUUGGAAAUUUAACUAAGUUAAUCAUUGUCCAACUGGAAGGAAAUAAUCUCAGUGGAAGCAUCCCUUCCAGCCUAGGGGAAUGCCAGUGGUUGCAGCAUCUGGAUCUUUCUUAUAACAACCUUAGUGGCUCAAUACCCCAAGAAGUUAUCGGCCUCCCUUCCUUGUCAAUUUUACUGGACUUGUCUAAUAACCGCUUUACUGGUUCCCUCCCUGUAGAGGUCGGAAAGAUGAAGAGUCUGAGUGCAUUGUAUGCUCAUGAUAACAUGUUGUCCGGAGAACUUCCCAGUAGCCUUGGUAGUUGUGUUAGUUUAGAAGUCCUGCACUUGCAAGGAAACUUCCUUGAGGGGCCUGUUCCUCCAUCUAUCAUCUCAUUGAGAGGGAUUAAAGAUUUAGACCUUUCUCGUAACAAUUUAUCAGGAGAUAUUCCAGAGUUCUUAGAGGUCUUUGGCAACUUGAAGAAUCUAAACCUGUCUUUCAAUAACUUUUGGGGAGCUGUACCAACUGUAGGUGUUUUCCAAAAUGCAAGUGCGAUUUCAGUAGUUGGAAACACCAAGCUUUGUGGUGGUAUUGCCAAUCUCCAGCUGCCCAAAUGCAAAUCUAGGGAGUCCAAGAAACGAGGAUUGUCCCGUAGCUUGAAGUUAAUAAUAUCUUUAGUAUCUGGGUUUGCUCUUCUUGGAAUAGCUGUGCUGCUCUUUUGUCUAUUUCAUUCUAAAAAUAGAAAGAAAAGCAAAGCAACUGUACUAAGCUCUUUGGCGGACUCACUUCUGCAAGUGUCAUAUAAUACUCUUUUGAAAGCUACUGAUGGGUUUUCUUCAACUACUUUGGUUGGCAUGGGAAGUUUUGGAUCUGUGUACAAAGGGGUUUUGGAGGAUGGUACAAUUGUUGCUGUGAAGGUGAUCAACAUGUUACGCGGUGGAGCUUCGAAGAGUUUCAUAGCCGAAUGUGAGGCAUUGAGAAAUAUAAGGCACCGAAACCUCGCUAAGAUUAUAACUGCAUGCUCGAGUGUGGAUUUUCACGGUAAUGAUUUCAAGGCUCUAGUUUAUGAGUUCAUGGAAGAGGGGAGCUUAGAGGAGUGGUUGCAUCCAACUAAUGCAACACCCCAGGAAAGAGAUACACCCAAGAAUUUAAGUGUUGGUCAGAGGUUAAACAUCGCCAUUGAUGUUGCUUGUGCACUGGAUUAUCUUCAUAAUCACUGUGAAACACCAAUUGUUCAUUGUGAUCUCAAGCCAAGCAAUGUUCUUUUGGACAGAGAUUUGACUGGGCAUGUGUCUGACUUUGGACUAGCUAGAUUUCUGUUGAAUCCAACUGGUAAUGAAUCAGAAAAUCACUCAAGUUCGAUUGGAAUAAGAGGAUCUGUUGGUUAUGCAGCUCCAGAGUAUGGUAUGGGAAGUGAGGUCUCAACGUAUGGGGAUGUGUACAGUUUUGGCAUUCUUUUGUUAGAAAUGUUCACCGAGAAGAGACCUACUGACCAUAUGUUCAGUGACGGCUUGAACCUUCAUAAUUUUUUGAAGAUGGCUUUACCUGCGAGAGUUACAGAAAUUGCGAAUUCACUAUUUCAUUCAGGAGGCACCAAUGACACUUCAGACCAAAAAAUAGAGGAGUGCUUGAGCUUGAUACUUGGAAUUGGAAUUGCGUGUUCCACCGAGUUCCCUAGAGACCGGAUGGACAUCAGUGAUGUUGCAUCGAAAUUGCAUACCAUUAGGGACACUCUUCUCGGGUAGACUUUUGCUACCAUUUUUCAUGUUGGUCACCAAGCUUCAAUGGUUUCUUGUUCUGUUUCAUUGUUGUUGUGCUUGCUCGUAAAUUAGUCUUGUUUCCCAUAAUGAAUUAACCAAUCAAUGAUAAAGCAUUGAUCAAAUUAGUUAUGUCA